UUGAUAAAUUAUACGCAAUAACGGAGGUAGAUAUCUCGAGUAAUGGCAGUUACUAAAUUUAUCGACGUUGGCUUGAUGUAACAGUAUUUCUAUACGGAUUAUCCUAACACUGUUCCGAAAAAGAUUUACAGAGGAAGUAGAACGAAAAAUGGCCAAUGAGAAAAAGGUGGAAUAUAACUUCUUGGGCAAGACUGGAAUUAAGGUGUCCAACAUUUGUCUUGGUACCAUGACAUUUGGACAAAGCGAUGCAGGACCUGUCAUUUUCGGUAACCCAAGGCAAUCCAGUGAGGCCGACGCACACAAGAUCUUGGAUCGUUAUGUAGAGCUUGGCGGAAACUUCUUAGAUACUGCCAACAUGUACAGCAGCGGAAAGUCAGAGGAAAUAAUUGGUACAUGGCUGAAAAAGCAAAAUAACCGAGACGAUAUUAUCAUUGCGACCAAAGUUCGUUUCCGUGUGAACUUCUCUUCCCUAAACGACGUUGGACUUAGCAGACGACACAUCAUCAAAAGUUGUGAGGAUAGCCUUAAAAGACUGCAAACAGAUUAUAUAGAUUUGUACCAGGCUCAUAUGUGGGAUAAUGCUACACCAAUAGAAGAAACGCUUCGUGCUUUUGAUGAUCUCGUAAAGAGCGGGAAAAUCCGUUACUAUGGAUUUUGUAAUCUGUGUGGUUGGCAAAUGCAGAAAAUUGUAGAAACAACGAAGCAGCUUAACAUAAACCCAUGUGUCAGCUUACAGCAACAGUACAAUUUACUGCGACGGGAUUCCGAGCUUGAAGCUUUUAUGGUCUGCCAGAAUGACGGGAUAUGCGUGUUGCCAUGGAGUCCAUUAAGAGGGGGUAUGCUUACUGGAAAAUUCAAGAGAGACCAGAAACCUGACGCAACCGGAAGUCGAGCCGGGUACAUGCAUGCUAAAAGGGAGGAAGGGGAAAAUACCUCCGCGAGUAAUUGGGAAGAGUUCGGAAGUGAUGAAAACUAUUGGAAACUGAUUGCAGCCAUGGAAAAAGUCGCUAAAGCUAAUGGUAAAACUGUCCCCCAGGUAGCUCUGCGAUGGCUUCUACAGAAAGAAGUUGUGUCUUCUGUGAUAAUUGGAUGUACAUCAAUUCAGCAACUAGAAGACAACAUGGGCGCAUCUGGAGGCUGGGAAAUCUCACCUGAAGGGAUGAAAGAGUUGGAUGAGGCCGCUCCAUUAUUAAAGCCCCACCCAUACGACUGGCUCUGGGGAAUGGGGAAUUUGGAAAGAAUGAAUAGGUUUAACCGGUCCAACAAAGUGUGAAGAAACUACGAUGAGAAGAAAACAGCUUAGAAUACAUGUACAACAAUAAUUGUAGAAUACAGGUUGCGUUUAGUUUAGGAAACAUUAUUAAGUUAAAUACAUGUUUCAUUACAAAAAUAUUUACAAUAAUAUGAUAUUUUCAACAGGAUUAAGAAGUAAAUCAAAAGACUUUUGUAAAUGUCUUCCUAUGUAUUAAGUUUGAAUGCACUUUGAACAAGGUACUAUUUAACGGUGGGUGGGACAGAGAGAAAACUUCUGAAUGCCAGAGAUAAGCAUGUGUUAUGUAUGGUCUGUGUACAAAAGACACCGAAGUAAAGUAAAGUAAAGUUUAUCGAUUUUGGCAUGAAGUAUAUUCAUUUAAAAUUCAUUUGAAGUCAGUGCAAACACAGCAUAUUGAAGUGUACACAGCACACUCCUGAAGAACAAACCAAGAUUUUAACCAUAGUACAUCACAUUCAUUUCCGGUUAUAAUGACUGGAAUGUUUUAUGAAAAAAAUGAUAUUAAGAAAUGAAUGAUAUUCAAGAAAUGAUAUAUUCCAAACAGUGAUUCGUCGUUGACUAAAAUCCUUUUUGAAGCUCAGAUGCGAAUUAUUGCAGAUGUUUUUGCCAUCAUUUUAUCAAACUGGAUUAUGUUCAGAUUAUUUAGUGCAAAGAAUAUCAAAUGCACGGAGGGCAACAUAUAAAAUCAUAAGUGGCUGAAUUUUUACACACAAAAAGAAAACAUUCUAAAUCAAAUAUUUUAACAAGUAUUUAUUUCUAUUGCUUAUUUCUGGUAAUUGUAAAUAUAUUUUUUCUUACAUAUAUAUGUUAACAAUAUUAAUUUAAACUGUCAUUGUAACAUGUAUAAAUCUUGCAUAAAAUAAACGAUAUCAAUCAUGUA
Molecule: messenger RNA, 2153 nt
Organism: Mercenaria mercenaria
Lineage: Eukaryota; Metazoa; Mollusca; Bivalvia; Venerida; Veneridae
Product: 1-deoxyxylulose-5-phosphate synthase YajO-like
Exons: 9
Coding region: 149-1273 (374 amino acids)
Source: RefSeq, a predicted model, not a curated record